GUUCCCAACUUCCUAUCACUUUCCUGAUUCUAUUUUUCUGGAGAAAUUUGGGCAACCAUCCCUGAAUUCCCCCUUUUGACAAUCAUUCCUAUUUCCACCAAUCCAAUCCUUGCCAUAUUAACCAAACCAUACCUCCCCCACCCCCAACCUCCCCAUCUCUAGACAUGCAUUCCCCAUCCUCCAUCGCCGCCGCCGCGGCAGCCACCACCACCACGAUAUUACUAAUCCUCGUCUCGGUCGUGUUUUCACUGUGUUACGGCCUAGAGGAGGAGCCAUACUACACCUGCAUUCGCAACUUCAGUUGCGGCCUAACCAUCCGAAACGUUGGCUACCCUUUUUGGGGAGGCGAUCUCCCCCAAUCCUGCGGCCACCCAUCGUUCAAAUUGACGUGCCACAACAACGAGUACCCAACUAUCGAAAUCAACCACCGGGCCUUUCGCGUGCAAAAAAUCGAUCAAUCCUAUCGUACGAUUACUCUUGCCAGCUCAGACCUCUGGGAAAGUCAUUGUACUCGGGACUUGCAAAAUAUCACGCUGGACGACAACUUGUUCACUGAUGGGCCAAUUAACCGGGACCUCCUUUUAUUCUACAAUUGCACGUCAGGAGAUGGGAGAACCAUUCCGGAGAAUUUUACGUGCGAAAUAGGUGGUGUAGAGAGCCAUGGGUUCUACGCAGACGCGACGCUUUUUGGUGAGCUUGAGAAUACUCUGUACGCCACGAUAUCGUGUAACCAGAGUGUUGAAGUCCAAGUUCUUCGGGUGACCGUGGGCAAAAUUUUGGAAAAAUCAUUGACGCUUGAAGAGGGGUUGCGCAUAGGGUUUGAGGUGGUGUAUGAUGCCCAUGAAACCGCCUGUGCGAGGUGUGAGGGUUCAGGUGGGAUUUGUGGAUCGAAUUUGACCGAGUUUGCUUGCUAUUGCCGCGAUCGUACUGAUCCCGUGACCUGUCAAAUCCCUGGGGAUGAAUGGAACAUUGGACGGAAGCUUGCUAUAGGAUUUGGAGCGUCAGGGGGUACUCUCCUCAUCAUGUGUGUUCUUUUCUUUCUGCAUCAACACCGGAACAAGAAACGUUAUGGUACUCCGUCUUGGAUCCCUCGAAGCAUUUCUUUUUUUCCCUCUUCAGCGACGGAUCCUGAGCAGGCCGGCGCUAUCUACGGAGUCCAUAUUUUUAAGUACAGUGAACUCGAAAAAGCCACGGGCAAUUUCGAUUCUGAAAAGGAACUGGGAGAUGGAGGGUUCGGCACGGUAUACCAAGGUAAACUCAAAGACGGGCGCGACGUUGCUGUCAAGAGAUUGUACGAGCACAACUACAAGAGGAUGGAGCAAUUCAUGAAUGAAGUCGAGAUCCUCGCCAGGCUCCGACACAAAAACCUAGUGUCCCUUUACGGGUGCACCUCGCGCCACUGCCGCGAACUCCUACUCGUGUACGAGUACGUUCCAAAUGGCACGGUCGCAGAUCAUCUCCACGGUGACCGGGCCAAACCAGGGUCGCUCUCGUGGACGACUCGAUUGAGCAUUGCUGUUGAAACUGCCAACGCGUUGACUUAUCUCCACCAUUCCGACGUUAUUCACAGAGACGUGAAAACCAACAACAUUCUCCUUGACAACAACUUUUGUGUUAAAGUAGCGGAUUUUGGUCUGUCGCGCCUGUUCCCAACCAAUGUUACCCAUGUCUCCACUGCCCCACAGGGUACUCCCGGGUACGUGGACCCCGAAUAUCAUGAAUGCUACCAGCUCACAAACAAGAGUGACGUUUAUAGCUUUGGGGUUGUUCUAAUUGAGCUCAUAUCAUCGAAACCUGCCGUGGACAUCACGAGGCAUAGACACGAAAUCAACUUAUCCACUAUGGCUGUGAACAAGAUCCAGAACCAUGCGUUGCACGAGCUCAUCGAUCCAUAUCUGGGAUUUGAAACCGACUUUAAGGCGAGGGAGAUGAUAAGUGAGGUGGCAGAGUUGGCAUUUCAGUGCCUGCAAAGUGAGAGGGAUAUGAGGCCUUCUAUGGAAAAGGUGCUGGAAACUCUGAAGGGAAUACAGAGUGAGGAUUGGAAACUGAGAAAACCAGAGGAGGUCGAAAUCCUAUCCGAUGAGCUGGUGCUGCUGAAGAGUGAUCCGCCGACGCUUUCGCCAGAUUCUCUAGCUAAGAGUUCGAUCGCUCGUGGGAGCAAUUCGAGAUAGAUGUACAUGCCAAUUAGGUGCAGUAUCGGCGCUCAUAAGGUCGUUUUUCGGGCGGGCGGGAUUUCUUGAGUGGUUAUCUUUUUUCUAGUUCUAGGAAUCUCCAUAAGUUACAUAUUUAUUGUUUUGUUUCAUUAAGGUUACUGCAUUGACAAUAUAGAAUUUAUCGAUCGAAACACAGUAACACUGUUAAAUAUGAUAGAAGAAAUAUUGAAUUUGAUUAUUAAAACCGUA
This is a messenger RNA of Rhododendron vialii, 2402 nucleotides long. RefSeq names its product LEAF RUST 10 DISEASE-RESISTANCE LOCUS RECEPTOR-LIKE PROTEIN KINASE-like 1.2. Gene Ontology annotation, molecular function: polysaccharide binding; ATP binding; protein kinase activity. The record is from RefSeq and is a predicted model, not a curated record. Gene Ontology annotation, biological process: protein phosphorylation. Bases 165 to 2171 code for a protein of 668 amino acids. The transcript is spliced from 4 exons. Lineage: Eukaryota; Viridiplantae; Streptophyta; Magnoliopsida; Ericales; Ericaceae.